Aspergillus affinis is the source of this 1467-nucleotide messenger RNA. RefSeq names its product aldehyde dehydrogenase family protein. Gene Ontology annotation, molecular function: aldehyde dehydrogenase (NAD+) activity. Bases 1 to 1467 code for a protein of 488 amino acids. The transcript has 2 exons. NCBI's taxonomy places the organism in Eukaryota, Fungi, Ascomycota, Eurotiomycetes, Eurotiales, Aspergillaceae. The record is from RefSeq and is a predicted model, not a curated record.
AUGUCGACUUCCCAGGAAUUUCACACACGGCUUUUUAUCAACAAUGAGUAUGUACCCGCUAAAUCAGGAACCCUCUUCGCCGUCCGCAAUCCCUACGACGAUUCCCUCGUAUCCGAUUCAGUCCACCAUGCCGGUCAAGAAGACGUUGACAGCGCCGUGUCAAUCGCUCUAAACGCAUACAAUGGUCCCUGGGGGUCCAUGCCCGGGCAAGAAAGAGCCAAACGAAUGCUGGCGCUUGCAGACUUGCUCGAUGCUCAAGGCGCCGAGCUAGCAACGCUCGAGAGUCGUGCGAUCGGACUGCCCAUCACCAUGGCGCGGGGUAUAGCAGGCUUCAUCGGAACGAUAUGGCGCUAUUAUGCCGGUUUCUGUGACAAGCUCCCGGGAGAGUUUGUGCCCGAGGGGGACAAUCGCGUAUACAAGAUCGUUCGACACGACCCGUUUGGCGUCUGUGCGGGGAUCGGGGCCUGGAAUGCGAGUCUCUUCUUUUUCAGCAUGAAGAUUGCGCCCGCGGUCGCGGCGGGGAAUACGUUCAUCUUCAAAACGUCGGAGAAGUCUCCACUGGGAGCGUUGCAGAUCGGGGAAUUGAUCGUCAAAGCGGGUUUCCCGCCCGGCGUCAUCAACAUACUGAACGGGGACGGAAAGACGGGCGCACUUCUAGCGUCGCACAUGGACAUCGGCCGGCUGAGCUUCACAGGCUCAGUGGAGACCGGAAAGAAGAUUCAGGUCGCGGCCACCCAGAGCAAUUUGAAAAGAGUCACGCUUGAACUGGGCGGCAAGUCCCCGUCGAUAAUCUUCGACGACGCCGACCUGGAAAAUGCCUUAUUGCACUCUUCGCAGAGCUUCCUCGUUCAUUCGGGACAAAUUUGCGUGGCCGCAUCGCGGGUGUUGGUGCAUAAAUCUAUAGUUGAUUCCUUUGUAACUGGGUUGAAGGCAAGAUUCGAGGCGCUCGCGGGGGCAUCAGGCGAUCCCAGCCAGGAUUCCACCUUCCUCGGCCCGGUCGUCGAUGCCGGCCAAAAAGACAGGAUUGUCUCCCUCGUCAAGGGAACGGAAAGCGGAAGCCCGACUGUGGUUCUAACCGGGGGCGAAGCUAACAAGAAUUUCGUGACGCCAACCAUUCUGCUUAAUCCACCUGUUGACUCGGCUGCCUGGCGGGAAGAGAUAUUCGGUCCAGUUGUCUGCGUUCGCUCUUUUGAAACGGAAGACGAGGCAAUCAGCCUGGCGAACGAAACAACUUAUGGACUUUCUUCAUGCGUAUUCACCCAGGAUAUCCCCCGGGCACUGCGACUUGCCAAACGUAUUCAGGCCGGGGCGGUCGCGAUCAACUCCAAUCACCAGCCGGAUUAUGAUCAGCCCUUAGGAGGUUGGAAGCAGAGCGGAAAUGGUAGUUAUGAAGGUGGCCGGGCAGCGGUGUUGAGCUAUUUGCAGGCAAAAGCUGUUCUCAUCAACUUUCCGGCGGCCAAGCUAUGA